Molecule: messenger RNA, 2235 nt
Organism: Podarcis raffonei (Aeolian wall lizard)
Lineage: Eukaryota; Metazoa; Chordata; Lepidosauria; Squamata; Lacertidae
Gene: TMEM263
Product: transmembrane protein 263
Exons: 4
Coding region: 142-492 (116 amino acids)
Source: RefSeq, a predicted model, not a curated record
UCCUAGGUUUUCAUAUAGGAAACCACAGUAGGACUUUUGAAUACAGAAACAGUUGACUGCUGUUUAAUAAUAAGGGGAAACAAGGAGAGAACUUGUGCUGGUCAUCUUGAAGCUACACAGCAAGGUGUUAAAUAGGCAAUAAUGAACCAAACAGACAGAAAUGAACAAGAUGUUCCUGCAUAUCUUAAUGAGGAGCCACCAGAAGAUUCAUUAAAAGAUCAUCCACAGCAGCAGCCCGGCAUGCUUUCUCGUGUGACUGGUGGCCUCUUCAGCAUAACAAAGGGAGCUGUUGGUGCCACAAUUGGUGGUGUAGCAUGGAUAGGAGGGAAAAGCCUAGAAAUGACCAAAACAGCAGUAACAGCCGUGCCUUCCAUGGGAGUAGGAUUGGUAAAAGGAAGUGUUUCUGCUGUGACAGGAGGUGUUACAGCUGUAGGAUCUGCUAUCACAAGCAAAGUGCCUUUAACAGGGAAGAAGAAGGAUAAGUCUGACUAAAAGAGAGAGAAACUGAGGCCAAGGAAGUUGCUUCUGUGGUUGUGGAAUCUGCAGAAAUGGACUGCUACAAAGCCACAGGUCUUAAGACUCCUAUAAAGAGCUGUGUGAAUGACUUUCACCUGAAAGGGACAAGAGCCGUGUGAUACCCCAGUGUCUGGAAUUUCAUUUAAAACGAUAGAUUUCUUCAAGCACUCAUCUGUGAAAUGUUACACUUGAUGAACAUGGAAUCAAGUACAUGGAUCUGAAAGGGUAGCUCACAUAUGAAUAUUAACUCACUGUAGAUCUUUUUUGCAGUCUUGAACUAAAAAUGUGAAAAUAAAAAUGGAGGGAAUGACCUAGCAAAAGGUGAAGCACUUUGAAGUCCUGUUGGUCCCAAUGGGAGGGGCUAAAGCCUGUGCUUACCUGCCCCUUUAGUAUCAGUUGAACAUUAAAGUGCUUUAAAUAUUGGCUAGAUCAUGUCCUCAGUUGGUAACUUCUACAGUACCAUAAAUAUAUUGAUGUUCUAGCUGCAAGCCUAUGGCGUCUGUAUUUUUUUUUUAUAAAGAAUCAUUGAACUGCUUAAAGGGUCUUCAUAUAUCUUUGCUUUUUGAAACUAUUUUUAUACACUCUAUAAACUCUGAAUGGUGACUGCAUUCACUCUGUGUGUGCAUGUGUGUGCGUGUGCCUCUAUAUAUAUAUGUAGUUGUGUGGUAUACCAAUCUAAUCAUUCAUGCCUUAUGGUGAAAAACAAUCUAUUUUUUCUUAGUGACUGGAAGGAUUUUGUAAUUUCCCUCAUUUCAAUGCAGUCUGUGAAAGAAGCUUUACUUUUUUAACACUGUUCAUACUGACUGAAGAGAUGACUGCUAAAUCUCAGGUGUAACUUGCUGGUUUCCAAACCCCCGCCUCAAAAUGAAAACUCCUUUGUGCUGUUAGUUUGUUUAAACUGAAGUGUAUGUCCAAGUUUACAGUCCAUACAUUACUGGAUAAUUUCUAGCUUAGAAUAAAAACACUUUUUGUGGCUUCUAGUCCAACAAUACAAAUGAUUCUAAAACCCGCUUCUUGAACACUGCCAUGAAUUCAACAACAGCUGCUGCUAUGCAUCAUUUGUUUCAGUGUUGCAGAUGAAAAUGAGUAGAGUCUGUGCAGGUUGAUGGGUUAGACAAUACCAUUUUCACUAUGAAAACAUAGACCUUCCUAGAAUUGGCAGCUCAGUAGGUAGUUUUGCUGAAAAUUGGGGGGAGGGGCGGGACGACGACAAAAUAGCACCGAAGACUGGCAAUGAUAAAAUCCAAGUGAUUAAAAAUAACUAGGUGACUUGCAUAGAAAUUAAUUUAACACAUACAUUUUCAAGGUUUCCUGAACAACAUGUAGAUUUAUCAUUUGCUCUCUUGCUCCUAAUUCAUAAUCCAUUAACUCCAAAGUAGCCCUCAAAUUAGUGGACUGUAAUGCGGGUCAAUGGGGUUCAUGCCUUGCAAAUUUCAUUUGGAAACACUUCAGCAUGUUCUUGUUGACUUUGUAGUGUUUUUGGUAGUAUAAAGAUGGCUGAAGUACACAUGAAUAUUCUGUACGCUACAUUUCCUAAAAUGUAUGUGUUAAAAUCAAGAAAAAGCUAAGCACCUGAGCUUCAUUGAUUCUAAUUCUAAACAGUAGAUUCAUGUUUUCCAUUUUUGUUUUGUUUUGCUGACAGCCAAAAGCCAUUGUUUGUCAAAAAUCACUUAUUCUAGUUUCUAGAAUUUUGUGCAUUAAACAGUCUGAUAUAAAUGA